AGAUUUAUUUAGAUCUUUUUAUCUUUUCUGCUACUCCUAGGUAAGCUAUACAAGCGCUCUAAGAAAAAGAAAAAAAAAGUUACUAUCUAGAACUUUCGGUGGCCUACUUGAACUAGUUCUAUAGCCUGCUAUCAAUUCAUCUGUUGUUUUAAAGUCUCGAGGAACUAGAUCUGUCAGUACCGCUGUAGUCAAGAUGGGAUGUUCAUAUCUUGUUGUUGCUGUAUUGCUGGUUCAGUGUAUGUCGGCGUUGGAUGAGACAACAUUUACCUGCAUGUACUGCCAGGGUGUUGAUGACCCAGGCCUGUGCUACACACGGACCAAGUGCUCGACCAACCAGCUGUGUUAUGCUGAGGUGAAAGUAACAGAGAGAAAUAACAGUUUAUAUUUUCUGUCUUGUCAAGACGCUGUGUUCUGUGACCAGCUGGCUGGGUCUGUGAUCAUAGGCAAGAGAGAAGAUACCGGAGCCGUUACUGACGUCACGACCUGCAGGAAAUGUUGCAGAACUGACGAGUGUAACAGGGAGAUUUGUGGCACAAGUUAGUCGUGUAGUUAUGGUUAGGUGGU
Physella acuta is the source of this 564-nucleotide messenger RNA. RefSeq lists its product as uncharacterized. The record is from RefSeq and is a predicted model, not a curated record. Lineage: Eukaryota; Metazoa; Mollusca; Gastropoda; Physidae.